AUCACCUUCUUGGCUCACACACCUUCAGAACACAGGCAAUCACAGAGCUCCACCAUGAAAUUUGUGGCUCUUGCAUUAACGGUCCUGCUGGCCGCAGGUACCCAGGCGCGGUUCCUGCAGAGUGACGCCCCCUCUCAAGUGGAACAUGCCAAGGCUGCCUUAAUGGUGUACGUGAUCCAGGUGAAGGAGGCACUACAGAAGUCUCUCGAGCAUCUGGAAAAUACUGAGUACAAGGAAUACAAAGAACAACUGUCUCAGACCCUUGACCAAAUAGAGAACGGCAUCAAGAUUACCUCAGACAAGCUGGCCCCAUUUGCCUCCCAGCUGCUGGAUGGUACUGCCGAUGUACGCAAGCAGAUCGCAGAUGAUGUGGAGGAGCUGCGCAAGCAGCUGGAGCCCAAACGUGAGGAGCUGCGCCAGGUGAUUGAGAAGCACUUGCAGGAGUACCGGGAGAAGCUGGAACCUGUUGUGAAAGAGUAUGCUGAGAAACACAAGAUGGAAAUGGAGGCCAUGAAGAAGAAGUUGGAGCCUGUGAUGGAGGAGCUGAGAGAGAAAAUCAGGGUCAAUGUGGAGGAGACCAAGUCCAAGUUAAUUCCCAUCGUGGAGGCUAUCCGUGAAAAGGUAACCACACGGGUAGAAGCGUUAAAGGAACAGGUUGCUCCCUAUGUCCAGGAGUACAAGGAGCAGCUGGUGAAGGCUGUGAACAACCUAAAGAGUGGCCGUGAGGACAUGGAGAAAAAGCUGAAACCCCUAAUGGAUGAAGUACUUGAAAAGCUACGAGCAAUGGGGGAUAUCAUCAAGGAGCAACUCCUUAGCUAAACAGCCUUCUCACUACUCCCACGACCUACCCACCGCACCCACUCACCAUCACGCAUGUACCUGUGCCUGUCAACACACUUUAACAAACCGCAUUCUUGGCUUUAAAUGAGACUUAAUGGCAUGUGAGAGAUGUGUGCUUCCCCCACCAGGGUUCCAUAUAGAUAUGUUUGCUCUGAUUGCACUCUGUAGCUCUACUGCUUGAGGAGAAAUCUGUAUUUUUUAACAUCUCAGUCCAACCCUGCCCCUUGCCUGACCAAUAAAAUCCAGACUAUUUCCUACCA
Messenger RNA from Scleropages formosus (Asian bonytongue), 1100 nucleotides. Its product is annotated as apolipoprotein A-I-1. Lineage: Eukaryota; Metazoa; Chordata; Actinopteri; Osteoglossiformes; Osteoglossidae. Gene Ontology annotation, biological process: lipoprotein metabolic process; cholesterol metabolic process; cholesterol efflux. The coding region runs from base 55 to 819 and encodes 254 amino acids. The record is from RefSeq and is a predicted model, not a curated record. Gene Ontology annotation, cellular component: extracellular vesicle; chylomicron; extracellular region. The transcript is spliced from 4 exons. Gene Ontology annotation, molecular function: cholesterol transfer activity; phosphatidylcholine-sterol O-acyltransferase activator activity; phospholipid binding.